Molecule: messenger RNA, 423 nt
Organism: Neoarthrinium moseri
Lineage: Eukaryota; Fungi; Ascomycota; Sordariomycetes; Amphisphaeriales; Apiosporaceae
Exons: 1
Coding region: 1-423 (140 amino acids)
Source: RefSeq, a predicted model, not a curated record
AUGCAUUUCUCAACAGCAGUGAUCAGCGCAGUCCUAUCAGCCACCGCACUGGCUGCGCCGGCUCUGGAGUCAAGAGCUGACCCAAACUGGACCAUUACCAGCAUGAAGCGCGUCUGCAACGCCGCCGAUACAUCCUGCACCUGGACCUUCGGCAUUGAUACACACCUUUCUGCGGCGACACCGUGCUCGUUCACCGUAACGGGCUCCCCUGCCAGUCAGACGAGCAACACUGGCUCAACCUGUGGCGCUUACACCGUCUCCAGCGGGUGGAGUGGUCAAUUUGGCCCUGGCAAUGGAUUCACUACUCUCGCCGUCGUGGACAACACCAGAAGGAAGAUUGCCUUCCCAGCCUACACCGACAAACAGCUCGCUGGUGGCGCUGUUGUUACUCCUGAUCAGAGUUACCCUGCGUCUUCCUUGUAA